AUGGCCGCUACAUCUCAACCUAUCGCUUUCCAGUCUCCUAACCAUCCUGAUUUCCACAUGGCAUCAGGUUCAUUCACCGGUACAAACAAUACUAGGCCUUACUUUCUAGGUUCUCCGAUAUCAUGGCGUGCUGGUUCAUUCGGCAGCCGUUUCUAUCCCGGUUGUUCACCUGGUCAACUUCUGGGUCCAUUAGAUCCUUAUGAAUUCAAGGAGGACGAAUUGUGCCGCAACUACACAUGUUGUGGUUUACAGUUAGAUGACCUGCAUGCUCUGCUACAGCAUUUCGAGGAGGUUCACGUUGUCGUACUUGACCAAUUUGGUCACCCUCAGUUCCCAGUCGUUCCUCCUCUACCCCAAUCUAUUCGCGAUGCAACUGCUUCCUAUUUCUCCGAACUUCAUCAGCACCCUACAUGUUACAAUCAAGGUGGCUUCGACCCUGAUGACAUGGAACUUGACGUUGAUCAGGGUAGCACACCUUCCUCAAACGCGCCAUCUCCCCCUGACACUCCUCUUACCACCCCACUGUCGUCACACCCUACUCAUUCGUUUAACCACUUUGGUCAGUCGAAGCCUACCUCUCCGCAUCUUCCCGUGUCGGCAUUUGAUACGACAACGGUCCUCCCCUCCCGCUCCAUUCACGGCUCUGCAUUCCCACCAUCCCGGAACGGUCUCCCAAAUGUGGCAAAUGCCCCCGAUGCAUUUAAUGGUUACGCGGGCUACUCCGACUAUUCAUCCUCAAUGCCUGGCACUGUUCCUUCCCCACCCGCGAGCGAUGAUGUUCAUUCACCUGUCUCACCUGUCAGUGAGCUGGGUAGUCCCUACGGUUGUCUUCCUCCAGCCGUAGUAUUCUCCACGAGCAAUACUCCCAUUAACACCCCUUCAGCCUCCCGCGUUCCGUCACCAGCAAGCGCCUCGCGCCACCCCGCGCCCUCCGCGGCUGCGCCUAAUUCGUCGGCGUCCUCGGAUUCCCUUGCUUCUUCUAAAGCUUUCACAUCACAACAAGCCAAUCAGCGUGCUAGUACCACGCUCUCUCGCCCUGCAUCAUCAUUACUACUAUCGAAGCCCUUCCGCUGCCCUAAGCCAAAUUGUAACAAGAGCUACAAGCAAGCUAAUGGGCUCAAAUAUCACAUGACCCACGGCAGCUGUAACUUUGCACCACCCAAAGACCUCGAGCAAGUACAAGCGCUGCUGGCUAGCAAGCGCUCCGCUCGUGAGGCUGCUGGGCAGGAAGAUCAGGGCAUCACAGAGGGUGAGAUGCGCGAAGUCGAACGGGAGGCAGAACGCAGGCUGCGGCCCUUUGCUUGUGGUCACUCGGGUGACCAUGGUGCAAUUGGCUUGGCUCUUCUGGCUAGUGGACAGCACGAAUGCCUGCAACACGCCCACGGACGGAGUAGUGCCGCAAGCUCGCGGCAUUCAACACCAGUGGCGAGUGGCCACUCGACGCCAGUGAGCGGACACUCGACACCGACAUAUGCUCAGCAAUAUCAGCAGCAGAUGCUUUACUCGUCCGCACAGCAGCAGUAUUUGCGCCAGCAGCAGGCUCUACAAGCACAAGUGCAGAUAGGCUAUCACGGAGUCGCUGCCGAAGCUGUUCUUGUUGCCCAACACUGA
Molecule: messenger RNA, 1611 nt
Organism: Suillus paluster
Lineage: Eukaryota; Fungi; Basidiomycota; Agaricomycetes; Boletales; Suillaceae
Exons: 5
Coding region: 1-1611 (536 amino acids)
Cellular component (GO): nucleus
Source: RefSeq, a predicted model, not a curated record